AAUAAGCGGGGGCGGGGCCGGGAGUCUUACGCCCUCCCGCUCGCUCGCACUCUGGCGCCUAGCGCCCCACGCACACGCCGGGCUCAGCGCGUGUCCCCGCCCGCUCGCCCGCUCCCGCGCCGCCCCUGACAGCCCCGGGCCUGCCCGCGAAGCAGAAUGUCCUUUCAGGGCAAGAAGAGCAUCCCCCGGAUCACGAGUGACCGGCUUCUGAUCAAAGGUGGGAAGAUCGUGAAUGAUGACCAGUCCUUUUAUGCUGAUUUGUAUGUGGAAGAUGGUUUGAUUAAACAGAUCGGAGAAAACCUCAUCGUCCCUGGGGGUAUCAAAACCAUUGAUGCUCAUGGCCUGAUGGUCCUGCCUGGAGGGGUUGAUGUCCACACAAGGCUACAGAUACCUGUCCUGGGCAUGACCCCAGCUGAUGACUUCUGUCAGGGAACAAAGGCUGCCUUGGCAGGAGGGACCACCAUGAUAUUGGACCACGUGUUCCCCGACACGGGUGUGAGCCUGUUGGCAGCCUAUGAGCAGUGGCGGGAGAAAGCAGACAGCAUGGCCUGUUGUGACUAUUCCCUGCACGUGGACAUCCCCCGCUGGCAUGAGAGCAUCAAGGAGGAGCUGGAGGCCCUGGUCAAGGACAAGGGUGUGAAUUCCUUCCUAGUCUUCAUGGCAUACAAGGACAGGUGCCAGUGUACUGAUGGCCAGAUGUAUGAGAUCUUCAGUAUCAUCCGUGACCUGGGAGCCUUGGCCCAGGUGCACGCAGAGAAUGGGGACAUCGUGGAGGAGGAGCAGAAGCGGCUGCUGGAGCGAGGCAUUACUGGCCCUGAGGGCCAUGUGCUCAGCCACCCUGAGGAGGUAGAGGCUGAGGCUGUGUACCGCGCUGUCACCAUCGCCAAGCAGGCCAACUGCCCGCUGUACGUCACCAAGGUGAUGAGCAAGGGUGCAGCUGACGUGGUUGCCCAAGCCAAGCGCAGGGGAGUGGUCGUGUUUGGGGAGCCCAUCACUGCCAGCCUGGGUGCUGACGGCUCACACUACUGGAGCAAGAACUGGGCAAAGGCUGCAGCCUUUGUCACCUCGCCCCCCAUCAACCCGGACCCCACCACUGCAGACCACCUUACCUCCCUGCUGUCCAGUGGGGACCUCCAGGUGACAGGCAGCGCCCACUGUACCUUCACUACUGCCCAGAAGGCGGUUGGUAAAGACAACUUCACACUGAUCCCCGAGGGCACCAAUGGUGUUGAGGAGCGCAUGUCUGUGGUCUGGGAGAAGUGCGUGGCCUCCGGGAAAAUGGACGAGAAUGAAUUUGUUGCGGUGACCAGUACAAAUGCUGCCAAAAUCUUCAAUUUUUACCCAAGGAAGGGGCGAGUAGCUGUGGGCUCCGAUGCUGACCUGGUUAUCUGGAAUCCCAGGGCCACAAAGAUCAUCUCUGCCAAGACCCACAAUGUGAAUGUGGAGUACAACAUUUUUGAAGGAGUCGAGUGCCGAGGAGCCCCUACGGUGGUCAUCAGCCAAGGCAGAGUCGUGCUGGAGGAUGGGAAUCUGUCUGCUGUCCCCGGGUCUGGCCGCUUCAUUCCUCGGAAGACAUUCCCAGAUUUUGUCUACAAGAGGAUAAAGGCCCGCAACAGACUGGCAGAGAUCCAUGGCGUGCCCCGAGGCCUCUAUGAUGGGCCGGUCCAUGAGGUAAUGGUACCUGCCAAGCCGGGGAGCGGCACCCAGGCCCGUGCGUCCUGCCCAGGCAAGAUCUCAGUGCCACCUGUGCGCAACCUGCACCAGUCGGGGUUCAGCCUAUCUGGGUCUCAGGCAGAUGAUCACAUCGCCAGACGAACUGCUCAGAAGAUCAUGGCGCCCCCUGGUGGACGUUCAAACAUCACCUCUCUUUCCUAGACUUCCAGGACUUGGGGUCCAGCACAAUGGUGCUGACCCUUACCUGGCGGGUGGUGUGAAGACCACUCACCUCAGUUAGCUCUUUCCUUUGUAGAAAUUACUUUGAAAGGUGCUCUUCCUUGCCUUUCCCUUCCCCAUAGCUCUCCUUUUGGGGUCCCAGGUCCUAUUAUGAGGAGCCCCCUCAAGAGGGCUGAAUUUGGGGAGAUUUCACUGCCAGGGUGAGGAGGCUAGACAGGUCAGGUGGUCCCCAGCCUGGGUGCUAGGUGCCCCAAUGCCUAGUCAGCUCCAGCGUGAAGGCAGGGGCCCUCCAUUAAGGUGUGGGAACCCCUGGGAGCUUGAUCAUGGGAGUAGCUGGCUGGGGCUUUGAACUUGUGAACCCACAAGGGGCUGGGUCCAGGCUCGUGUGCUGCCUCCUCCCCAUUAGGAAUCACUGCCUAAGCACACCUGCCUGCCCUGUGGCACAGAGGCACAGCUGCCCCUCAGGGGCCUGUUACCUCAUCCCCCUGCCAUGGGGAAGAGAGUGGGCAAGUGGAGCUUCCAGCCUCAUAGAGCUGCUGUGACUUCAGGGAUCCACCAGGAACUUAGCGUAGGUCAGCUCCCUUCUGAGCAGGGACUCGUGUACACACUUCCAGGGACCAAACCCGAGCUUCCAUGGGAGCCCAUCUCCAGGGAAGUUUCGAGAUCCUUUAGCCAAGAUGCUCUCCUUUUACUAUAAAAUAUGUAUUUCCAUAGGUUUAUUAGCAUAGCAGUUUUGUACAGUGAGGAAACUGUAGCCAGCCAACAACCUAUGCAUGCUGCCACCCCAGACGGUGGGCACUGUCUCAGCCCAGCGUGAGUCAGGUGAAUUAAAGAUGUCUGGGUUAGGAGCCCA
Chinchilla lanigera (long-tailed chinchilla) is the source of this 2746-nucleotide messenger RNA. RefSeq names its product dihydropyrimidinase-like 4 (gene Dpysl4). The transcript is spliced from 14 exons. Gene Ontology annotation, molecular function: hydrolase activity, acting on carbon-nitrogen (but not peptide) bonds, in cyclic amides. The record is from RefSeq and is a predicted model, not a curated record. NCBI's taxonomy places the organism in Eukaryota, Metazoa, Chordata, Mammalia, Rodentia, Chinchillidae. Gene Ontology annotation, cellular component: cytoplasm; cytosol. Bases 157 to 1875 code for a protein of 572 amino acids.